CAUCGAUAACGAUAAGCUCCACCGAUGUGCUUAUCGAUCAGUGUCUCGUGAGGCCACCAUCAACGCACAGUUCCCGACGCUUGCCUCGUAUGGCGUAGUUGCGCCGCCAAGAAUCCCGCCCCAUAUCCAUAUUUGGAAUUCCCGCCCAGCGCCAUCAAUGAUUUGGCGUCUAACCUUGACUUCUGACCAUAUUCAAUGGUGUUCGCUGUCUGGUCCAUACCUCUGUGCGCAGCGUUCUCCUAUCAGCUCCUGACUCACGAUGGGAACGAUAAGCGCGCAAGUAACUUCCCGACGCUUCUUGGUGGGCUAUAAAAGAUAACGUGCAGGAUGGUCGUCGAGUCACUGCGCAUCCCCGCAAUCCCGCCCCACCCCCGCCUUCACUCCUCCUGACUUGCCCAAUCUCCCUGACUCAAAUCCACCACGAUGCACUACCGCAUGGGCUCCUCUUCUUCACACAGCCAUAAGUCUUGGGCAUCUCCCGAUCAUAAUCAGGCCUUCUAUGGCCAUUCAUCUGACCGUUGGUCCGCGUGCCCAACAUCCCCGGUACCGACCCCAAACACGCCGCACCUACACACUGUAUCGCUCCCGAUAACGAUCACAAACGCGCCCCACCUCCACACGGUAUCCCUCCCACACCCUAAUGCACCCUUGCACCAAAUUCCUGUGUCGUACCAACAUUCUUCCACACCCCACUCUUCGUUGAUAGUCUUGCACCCCCUCUUGAGCCGUGGUCCCAAUAUGAUGUUUAACGUCACGCGAGACCUAGCAUGUGUGCAACUGCGACCUGACUGUCCACCUACCAGACUUCGGGAAUUUGCGGUACAACCGCCAGUCUAUCGUAUGACUAUUACUAUUCCUGAGCUCCCCGCUUGGACGAUAGAGGUUGUGAACUCUCACGGCAUCACUGUGAAUGAUGUCCUGUUCAAGAUACGUGAAACCCUCAACCGAGGAGUUGCAUCGCACGAGAUGCAAAUGCAUAGACUUUCACAUGCGGUUAGUGCCGCUAUUGAUUUUUUCAGGGCCAGGUCCCGUGCUGACCCGCGCGAACAUGCGCAGGGCGUGAAGCGCGUUGACUUUUUGGGCCCGAAAGUUUUCUUUGCUGGCAUCACCAGAGCUCGAGACGGCUCGGAUAGCUGGGAUAUUUACUUCUCUCAGAAUGUUUGAUCUGUGACCCAUCUCGCCGUGUGCUGGCCGCAUCGACUCAUUAUUCUCAACACAUUGGACUUCGAUAUAUCGGACUCGCCCUUCAAUGGACUUCAAUCGGACUCCAUGGACCGUCACUGCCAGCUCUUACUUUACUUUGUAUCAUCAUUGCCAUUACCACUCACUCCUGCACAUCGAUAUUCGACCGCCUCCUACUCACGUUUUUAUCGCUAUCUUGCUGUAUCUCGCUCUGCAAUGUUUACGAUCUACCGGAAUGACUUGGAUAGACUAGUCACGUAUACCAGGACACUUGCACUUUUACAACAUACUCAAUCCCUAUGCAAUGCAAUGUAUUUCUAUAUGAUCGAUUUUUAAUUCUGAAGCAGUAGGUGAUAUGAG
Messenger RNA from Suillus paluster, 1542 nucleotides. RefSeq lists its product as uncharacterized. The coding region runs from base 424 to 1164 and encodes 246 amino acids. The record is from RefSeq and is a predicted model, not a curated record. The transcript is spliced from 2 exons. Lineage: Eukaryota; Fungi; Basidiomycota; Agaricomycetes; Boletales; Suillaceae.